AUAGUAAUCCAGACUCUUGACACCUUAAAACAAUUGUUAACACUUCCUCACAUAAUACAAGUUAAUUAACAAAACAAUACACACAAAAACCACACAUAAAACCAUAAAUAAACUAAUUACACAAGAAACCAAUUAUACACAAUGACUGACGCAACCCGGCGAAAGAUAAAAAUCCGUAAACACAAUAGCAUGCAUUGGUUGGAAGAACUGGAAGCAGCAUAUCCAUUGCCAGACGCACCUCCGGAUCAAUGUCGCGAUGCAUUUCUCCAGGACCUACUAAAGCAAUAUGUGGACUCCACGGAGAGUGAAACACUCGAAAAUACUGAUGAAGUUUCUAGCGAAGUCUCUGCAAAAAUACAAUUCGGAGAGAUAACCGAACUUACAGCCAGCUUUAAUGCCGAAGAGAAGCUACUGAAUCAAAUGAUAAAGACGGGCGAUAAAAGAUCUUCGAUGAUAUCGGCCAAGAGAUCGGACACCCGAUUAGUUGGGGCGGAUAUAAAUAAGCUCUUGAAGGAGCGAUAUGGUAAUAUAGCCUCUGCGCUGAGCUUUAUGGCCGUGCUCUACCAGUUGCAGAAGCUCAAGGAUCGAGUGUUUAUCGUACGCGAAUUGUGGAGAAUGAGUAAAACCACAAAUAAAUCCCUACGCUUGUUCAGUUGGUCCAUCAAAGACUAUUUUGCACGUUUCAAUUUGCCAAAUCCGAGCUAUUGUGAUGCGGUAGAACGGGAGCUUGAUACUCAAAUGGAAUGCUUCAAGUUUCGCAUGGAUCUAAGGGAAAUUAAUCGCCUGCUCGAUGCUGUAGCGGAUGAUCUUCGAAGCAAACGGGAUCUCUGCGAUAGCUCCAUGUUGGUCAUACGGGAUGCUGAGACGGACAUUGAAGAGAUGUUAACAAAGUCCCAGAAAGAGGCGGCAGAUGAACACUAUAAAGUUGCGAUGACAGCGGUUCAUACACCACGAUCAGCGGAUCCUUUUGGAUUAAAAACAAGAGCUGUUUAUGCAAGAAUCAAUUAUGUAGAUUUUAUUACUCCAAUUGAGGCACGCUAUCGCAUUAAGUGGGCCCAAACAACUAUGGAACAGUCCAUCUUAUAUGAUAAUCUCAGUGUUAAGGAAAUGAGCGAUGAGAUAAAUCGAUUGCAACAACAAAUUGAAGAAAUCGGUAAUCUUUGGGAUAUCAGUAGUAUAGCCUACGAUAUGCAGAUAACGUAUUUUAAAAGUAGCAUAAUUAACAAAGAAAUGGCAUACGAAGCGACCUUGGAACAAUGGCAAGGCCAAAUACAAAUGACACGCAAUAAAUUGGCCAAAGCCAAGGAUGACCUCAAGUAUUACAGGGAACAAAUACCGAUGUUUCAUAAAAAAAUUGCCGAGGUCCAGGCAAUUAUUUUCCAAAAAAAGCAAUUGGAACGAGAAGCUUCUUUGCGGGAUUCGAGGAAGUCAAGUCGUCACUCAAAUAAAAAGAAACCUCGUCAGAAAAAGAAUUAGAAAUUUGGUAGACAUGUUUUGCAUAACGUUUAGCUACAAUAAAAUUUAUUAAUACCAGAAACUAAA
Molecule: messenger RNA, 1542 nt
Organism: Drosophila innubila
Lineage: Eukaryota; Metazoa; Arthropoda; Insecta; Diptera; Drosophilidae
Exons: 5
Coding region: 142-1476 (444 amino acids)
Source: RefSeq, a predicted model, not a curated record